AUGGAACGAUCCUGUGUCAGUAAUUGUGGAGAAGCCCCGACUACCGCUGAUGAGUUGGCUACCUACAACGAGCGAGAAGACAGUUACCAGCGUGAGUUUGCCGAGCACGUCGAAGCGGCCUCGUUGGCAAAGAGCGCGAAGCUGUCGGUGCUGUGCACGCACAUCGGCUUCUCCAGGCUCGACAAGAUGUCGACGGCGUCAAUCCGUGCGCAGCGGCGCGAGGGCUUUCCUCUGCUCACUGCUCGCAUGAAGAAGGCGGGAGCCCUGAACCCGAAAAACAAAGACACUCCGCUCUACAGUGACGAGGAGGUCUUGCGCCAAUUCCUCUGGGGCUCUCCGAAGUUGCGCUUCCUUGUAUGGGAGAUCCAGCGCGUGGUCUUGGGCAAGACCAAGGUCGCCAGCCACAGGAAGCUGCUCCUGAGCUCCCAGUUUCCUCGAUCAGCCGAAAUGUGCCUCAAGCUUGUAGAAUUGGUGGGUAUUCACCUGGACAUCAGUAUGUCCGUCGAUGACCGCCAUAAGAGCAUCCGAGCCUUUGACGAGAAGGACUUUCCACAAGUCCUCAUCACCACUUACGCGCUGAACAUCGCCGGCCACGACGCGCAGCACCGAUGUGCAACAGUACAUCACGUCGAACCGGCCUUCAAUUGGGCUACAGAGCACCAGGCAGGCACGAGGGUCUACCGGAUAGGUCAAGACCAAGAGGUCGAAAUCGUGCGCUUGUUCACCGAAGGAACUUACCAGGAGCUGCAUGAGGCGGGCAUGAUCACGAAAGCCAACUCCAUGUUUGCCGCUUUUGGUGAGCUGCAAUCUGCAAGUGAGAGCCUCGAGGACCGGGAGAAUAUGACGACAGAGGAGAUCGCGAAAGGUGCAUUCGGCAUAGUCCGGGAUCGAGUGCGGGGCCGCGACGACAAAGACGUGCAAUCAGCCAAGGAGGACGCCAUCACCAAGGCGAAAGGCAAGGCGAGAGUACCGUAA
Messenger RNA from Alternaria ethzedia, 975 nucleotides. RefSeq lists its product as uncharacterized. The transcript is spliced from 2 exons. The record is from RefSeq and is a predicted model, not a curated record. The coding region runs from base 1 to 975 and encodes 324 amino acids. Lineage: Eukaryota; Fungi; Ascomycota; Dothideomycetes; Pleosporales; Pleosporaceae.